Messenger RNA from Colletotrichum siamense, 876 nucleotides. RefSeq lists its product as uncharacterized. The transcript has 5 exons. The coding region runs from base 1 to 876 and encodes 291 amino acids. NCBI's taxonomy places the organism in Eukaryota, Fungi, Ascomycota, Sordariomycetes, Glomerellales, Glomerellaceae. The record is from RefSeq and is a predicted model, not a curated record.
AUGACCAGCAUCAAGGAUAGCGGCGAGGUUGCUGUGCAGGAACAACAUCAGCACCUGUCAAAGUGGCGCGUCAGCUCGUGGAUAGACAAAGGCGAGGGGAAAUGGUUCGUGUUAUUCGGUGGUGCGUGGUUAGGUCUCUCGGCUGGUAUAUUAUGGGCCGUUCAAGGAUAUAUCUGCACGUGCUACCCGAUGGAGUCUGAAAAGGGCCUCUACAUCGCGACAACGUGGAUUUUGAAUGCUCUAGGUUCUGUUGUUGGAUCAGCCGUUGUCCUUGGAAUCAACAUCAGCAACACCUCCUCGUCGGGGGUACCGCCAGCGGUAUAUCUCACCUUCAUCUGUCUCGAGUGCGCCGGGAUCUUCGUGGCGGCUCUUCUGAUGGACCCAAGCAAGAUCAGACGCAACGACGGACGACCAAUAGCCUCGUUUGAUGCAGAAUCCUGGUCCCGGGAACUGAAGAGCUUGUUUCUAACCUUGAAAGAACCAAGAAUGACCCUUAUCACGUUAGCGAUCUACAGCUGCGAGAUGUACCUGUCGCUAUCGGGGUCGUUCAACUCCUUCUACUUUAACUCGAGGACAAGAUCAUUGGCAAACUUUUGCUAUUGGACCAUCCAGAUCGUCGGCUCAGCCGCCAUCGCUUGGACAUGUGACGCAAACAUCUUUGGCCGCCGUCGGCGUCGCGCCUUCAUCUCCGCCGCCUUCGUUGCCGUUAUCAUGGGCGGCACCUGGAUCACUCUUCUGGCCUUUCUUGCCUCCAACGACUUUGACCGUGCCGGCCCUGUCAUCGGCAUCGACUGGACGGAUGGCCGACGUUUCGCUGGCCCCUUUGCACUCUACAUGUUCCUCGGCGCUUCAUACCCGAUGUUCCAAAACUCUUGA